UACUCAUAUCCCCAUGAGGAAUAAUGUUCUUGUACAAAUGCUUCACAUUUUCAGUUGAAGAGAAUAUUUCAUACAUAAAAUUCUCUUAAUGAAGUUGUUAUUUCACCAGUUUCUCGACAGCUUACUGCAACCUGGAUUAUCACUUGAUAAGGAGUUAUGAAUGAAAUUUAGCAUGGUUCAUUGUCCCUAGGAUGCAAAUUCGGUUAGUAGUCAAAACAAACAGAGAGGAGCAUGUAUUAAUAAGAAAAAUCGUGAUGAGAAAUUCGAAGGUUAUGAAGACAUGACAAAAUGUCGCAAUCGUAUACAUUAAGCAACCGAUAAUCCUCUAAAAUUGAUAGAUUAAGACACUAGGUUUAUUGACGAGCGAAAUGUGUAAAACGUAACUCGGUAUAAUGGAAGUUAAUGCAAGCAUAUCUACCCAAGUAUAUUCGUUUAGGCGUUUCCGCAGACACUUCAACCAUUAUUGCAUUCCUUAUUGGGUUUGGGUUUCUUAAUUUAUGUAGGAAGCUCAGUGAUGCCUUUGAAGUGAAGACAGGAGAGAAGACAAGGCUGCCUACUAUCACCCAUGAUAUUGCUGAUUGUGGUGGACUGGAUCAUGCAGCGAACCGUAAGGAGCGAGAAGUGGGCAUACGCUGUUUGACCGAUGAAAAGAUCCUAGGAGAAGAUUUGGAUUUCUCCGAUGACUUGUGUCUAAUGUCACACAAACUCGAAGAUCUACAGGCAAAAUUCAACAAUUUGACAGAAGAGGCGAGGCAGGGCAGCGAAGACAGGACUUCAAGUGGAAGUAGAGAAGACGGAGGUGAUGAAGAUACUCAACCAGCAACAACAACAACAAGCUGCAAUCACCAUCAACGGGAGAAACUUAAAGGAAGUAGCCUCAUUCACCUACACCUACCUAAGCAGCAUCGUUUCAACUGCAGGCGGAGGCACAGAUGAGGAUGUCAAAGCAAGGAUCGGAAAAGCAAGAGAGGCGUUGAUUAGCCUGAAACCGGUGUGGAGAUCUACUGCACUGCACUGCACUGCACUGCACUCAGCAUAAAGCGGGAACAACAUUCGGAUUUUCAACAUCAACAUCAACGUCAAGUCAAUGCUUUUGUAUGGUUGAGAGACUUGGUGCGUUACGAAAGGGA
Molecule: messenger RNA, 1130 nt
Organism: Heterobilharzia americana
Lineage: Eukaryota; Metazoa; Platyhelminthes; Trematoda; Strigeidida; Schistosomatidae
Source: the annotation of a GenBank genome assembly